GUUUUCGUGGACCACUCGACGAGACCGUCGUAAAAACAUCUGUUUCAGGGCAAUACGAAUUCCGUACGUCGUCGCGUCGAUCGUUAGAAACGGACAUCGAUGCUAUCGAUCAACAUGCGAAUCUUCAAAACAGUGCUGCUGCUGCUCGCCGUGUUCUGCUGCGACAGAAUCGGCCAGUGUUCACCGAUCGCGAACGAAACGUCGGUCCCGGCGGAGUCGCAGGAGACCCACGACGCCACGAUUGAUCAUUACGAUCAACGACAGAACGGAAGUGAGAAUUUCCGCAUCCACGUGGAUGGCGUGAUGCUCGUCGUCGCGCCUGUGGAGGCGUUCCUCCUGACCGGCGUCGCUAACGGUAACAAACCUAACCUACCGAUAAUCGACUCUUCGAAGUUACCACCCGGUAAACCGGAAGUCAACCCCAAACCAUCACUGGCGCCCAAGUCAGCACACAGGUAUUCUCGA
Molecule: messenger RNA, 465 nt
Organism: Frieseomelitta varia
Lineage: Eukaryota; Metazoa; Arthropoda; Insecta; Hymenoptera; Apidae
Exons: 1
Source: RefSeq, a predicted model, not a curated record